Messenger RNA from Eutrema salsugineum, 1684 nucleotides. RefSeq lists its product as uncharacterized. Gene Ontology annotation, cellular component: membrane. Gene Ontology annotation, molecular function: metalloendopeptidase activity. The record is from RefSeq and is a predicted model, not a curated record. The transcript is spliced from 3 exons. The coding region runs from base 158 to 1486 and encodes 442 amino acids. Lineage: Eukaryota; Viridiplantae; Streptophyta; Magnoliopsida; Brassicales; Brassicaceae.
CUCUUCUUUCUCCUUCUUUCCAGAAUUUUCGCCAUCUCCAACCCUACUCCAAUUUGGAUUAAAUAUAAUCUUUAGCUUUCCUCCGUAAUCUUCUUCACCAAUCUUCCUUCUUUCCCUCGAAUUCCUUCGAUUGCUCCUUCAAGCUCCGUUCCCAGCAAUGUCAUGGUACCGAAGAACCAAACUCGUCUUCGAUUCCCUGCGGCGCAAUAUAAACCCGAAGAUUCUUCCUCGUCCUCAUGUUCCCACGAGAAUCAACCCAAAUGGGUCUUCUAAUCCCUCAGCUAAAUUUUCUGGGUUCUCCUCAAUUUCUUCGCGCGGAGUCGGGUUACGAGUACGACCAUGGACAUCUCUCGAGAAGACGAACACGAUCGCGUAUAAUCCCUUCCUGAGCUUAUCCAAGAGAAAUUACUACGUCGAUCGUUACCAGGUUCGUCAUUUCAAGCCACGUGGACCCAGACGGUGGAUUCAAAACCCUAGGACAGUGUGGACGGUGGUGCUGAUUAGCUCCGGUGUUAUCAUCACUCUGUUUUUCGGCAACUUAGAGACGGUCCCUUACACAAAGAGGACGCAUUUCGUGCUCUUGUCGAAAUCCAUGGAGAAGCGAAUCGGAGAAACCCAAUUUGAUCAGAUUAAAAAGACUUACAAGGGGAAAAUCCUACCUGCGAUUCACCCUGAGAGCAUUAGGGUUAGAUUGAUAGCUAAGGAGAUAAUUGACGCGUUGCAGAGAGGUUUGAGUCAUGAGCGUACGUGGAGUGAUUUAGGGUAUGCUUCAAUGGAUAGUACAAUGAGAGGUAGUGAUAAGGGAGUGAAGGAGACAGCAUUGGCUUUGAGUGAAGGUGGUGAUGAAGAGAUGAUGAGUUGGUCGAAAGAUGAUCAGAUUCUUGAUGAUAAAUGGAUUCAACAAAGCAGGAAGAAAGAUACAAAGUCAGCGAGCUCUCACCUCGAGGGGAUAAACUGGGAGGUGCUUGUGGUUAACGAGCCUACGGUUAACGCGUUUUGCAUGCCCGGUGGGAAGAUUGUAGUGUUUACUGGUUUGCUUGAACAUUUCAAGUCAGAUGCUGAAGUUGCCACUGUGAUUGGGCAUGAGGUUGGUCAUGCAGUGGCUCGGCAUGUAGCUGAGGGAAUAACAAAGAACUUAUGGUUUGCAAUACUUCAGCUUGUGCUUUAUCAGUUUGUGAUGCCCGAUCUUGUGAACACCAUGUCUGCUCUUUUCUUGAGGCUUCCUUUCUCCAGAAAGAUGGAGAUAGAAGCCGAUUACAUCGGUUUGCUAUUGCUCUCAUCUGCAGGAUACGACCCACGAAUAGCUCCCAAAGUGUAUGAGAAGCUGGGGAAGCUCGGGGGAGAUGCAGCACUCGGGGAAUAUUUAUCGACACAUCCCUCGGGGAAGAAGAGAUCACAGCUUUUGGCUCAAGCCCAUGUCAUGGAAGAAGCACUCAUGAUCUAUAGAGAAGUCCAAUCAGGUCGUGGCAUUGAAGGAUUUCUUUAGCCUUCCAUUCCAGUCAUUUUGCCUGAGUCUGUACAAAAUUACUAUUCAGUUUUUUUUUUCAAAUUCCAAAAAAGAAGAGUCUGUUGUUAGUUAUAUUGCAUCUAUUGCACUUUUUCUUUUGGUCGUUAACUGUAUAUAACACGUACCUAGUCCCAAUAUUGAUCCCUUUUUUUUGUCUAUAUGAAGAGACAAUGUAAA